AAAAGCUUGCAAAAUGCAAGCUUGAUCAUCUAUAAAAUAUUUUGGUUCGUAAGGAAUGGAUCAAACCUUACAAGGGCGAGCUUUUUGGCAAAGCUGAAACAAAGAAUCUCUUUGCUCUUUCAAAGAUGGAGGCUGAAAAGAGGCCAGAAGAUGUCGUGACGGUUGAUGUUCGAGUUGCUAAAGAUCUCUUACAGAAGGGUCACCUCUAUUUGGAUGUCAGGACAGUUGAAGAGUAUAACAAAGGCCAUGUUGAGAAUGCACUGAAUGUUCCUUACAUGUUCUUCACUCCAGAAGGUCGAGUAAAGAAUCCUGACUUUCUAGCACAAGUUAUGUCUAUAUUGAAGAAGGAAGAUCAUCUAGUAGUGGCUUGCAACAGUGGUGGUAGAGGACUUCGCGCUUGCGUCGAUCUUCUUAAUGUGGGCUUCGAGCAUGUGAAUAACAUGGGAGGAGGCUACUCUGCUUGGGUUGACAGUGGAUUUGCUGGUGAUAAACCACCUGAAGAACUCAAAACAGCUUGCAAGUUCCGAGGUUGAGAGUCUUGGGAAUAGACUACCCAACUCAUCUU
This is a messenger RNA of Benincasa hispida (wax gourd), 565 nucleotides long. RefSeq names its product Rhodanese/Cell cycle control phosphatase superfamily protein. The record is from RefSeq and is a predicted model, not a curated record. Gene Ontology annotation, molecular function: catalytic activity. Lineage: Eukaryota; Viridiplantae; Streptophyta; Magnoliopsida; Cucurbitales; Cucurbitaceae.